Molecule: messenger RNA, 1965 nt
Organism: Cavenderia fasciculata
Lineage: Eukaryota; Evosea; Eumycetozoa; Acytosteliales; Cavenderiaceae
Exons: 2
Coding region: 1-1965 (654 amino acids)
Biological process (GO): mRNA cis splicing, via spliceosome
Cellular component (GO): cytoplasm; spliceosomal complex
Molecular function (GO): protein binding
Source: RefSeq, a predicted model, not a curated record
AUGGCAAGAAGUACAAGUAGAGAUAGAUAUAAAGAAAGAGAUCGUGAUAGAGAUCGCGAUAGAGAAAGGGAUAGGGAUCGUGACAGAGAUAGAGAUAGAGAUAGAGACAAUGAUAGAUAUAGAGAUAGAGAUAAUAGAGACAAUGAUAGAUAUAAUAAUAGUAGAGAUAGAGAAAAGGAUCUUGAUAGAGAAAGAGAAAGAGAUAGAGAAAGAGAAAGAGAAAAGGAUAGAGAAAGAGAAAGAGAUCGUGAAAGACAAAGAGAAAAGGAUAGAGAAAAAGAAAAAAAGAGAAAGGAUAGAGAUGAUAGUUCUUCUGAAUCGGAAUCUAAAUAUAGAAAAGAAAAGAAAGAUAAAAAAAAGAAAAAAGAACAUAAAAAGAAACGACGUGAUAAAGAAGAAGAAGAAGAACCUUCACAUGAUGAAGAUAUUGAAAUAGAUCAUGGAACAAUUGGAGGAGGAUAUACAAAUCAAGAUAAUCCGUUUGGAGAUUAUAAUUUGGCAAAAAAGUUUGUUUGGAAGGCAAAAAAGGAAAAGCUUAUCAAGGAGGGAAUGAGUAGUGACGACUAUGCCAAGAAAUAUGAACGUAAUAGAAAGACUGAAAUUCAAGAGGAAUUGGAACGUGCCAAAAAACGUAGAGAAGAACGUGAAAAGGAACAAGAGUUGUGGGAACAGGAAAAGGAUCGUCUACAACGUAUGCGUGACACUGAAAACGUAGAGGAACUCAUGAAAAAGGAAGAAGAGUUUCAUUUGGAUCAAGCGUAUCGCAAGAGUGAGCUAAGGUUGUCAGAGAAUCGACCUGUACCAAUCGACGUUUUGUAUCGGUGUGUUCACAUGACACCUGGUGUAUCGUAUCGUUAUGAUGGGGUCGAUCCUACCACUGUGAUGCGGUCACUUGACAAGGAACGUCUCGAGAUUCUCGAGGCCGACGUUAAAAACUUUAUCUUUCUCGAUUAUGACCACGAGGUCUAUUGGAAUGCGUGUCUAGUGGUCGUCGAAAACGAACUAAAGGAACGGUAUGGAGUCGACCAAGACAACGAAACAUCGACCAAAGACACUCGUGAGACUGUGCAUCGGUCAGUCACAUCGGACAUUCUCGACAACUUUCGUGGCAAGACGUAUCGUGAAUUGGUAGAGUUGGAUCAACAAAUCAACACGAAAAUUGGAUCGGGUGGUUCCAUCAAUGUAGAGUAUUGGCAAACUGUACUCACUCACUUGCAACCAUUCAAGGCUGCUACCUAUAUUGGAGAAGUUCAUCGCGCUAGUCUAAAGUCAAAACAAGAAGAUCGCGAAACUUUUAAAUUUAUUAAAAAUGUUCAUAAUGAUAUGGUUAAAAAUAACAACAAUAAUAAUAUAGAUCAACAAGAUGAUGAUAAUAAUGAAUCAGAGGCAGAAUUAUCAUUCUUUAAUAGAACAUCAACUACUAGUACAAUGAUCCAACCAAUUACAUCUAAAACAAUUAUUGCAAAUGGAGAUGGUGAUGAUGGAGGUGACGAAGAAAAGAAACCAGCCAAUAGUGAAUCUUGGAUGGACGAGGAAACUGAAGAUAAAUUUGAAACUGAAGUGUUGCUCGAAACCAAACACUAUGCUUGGCAUGACAAGUAUCGUCCUCGUAAACCAAAAUUCUUUAAUCGUGUUCACACUGGUUACGAUUGGAGUAAAUAUAAUAGAACUCAUUAUGAUCAUGAUAAUCCUCCUCCAAAGGUUGUUCAAGGUUAUAAAUUUAAUAUAUUCUAUCCAGAUUUAAUUGACAAGACAAAGGCACCACAAUUUUUCGUUCAACCUUCAGAUGAUGGAUCCGAUACUGUCAUUUUAAGAUUCCAUGCUGGUCCACCCUAUGAAGAUAUUGCAUUUAGAAUCGUUAAUAGAGAAUGGGAACAAUCUCAUCGCAAAGGUUAUAAAUGCGUUUUUGAUAAGGGUGUAUUACACUUGUGGUUCAAUUUUAAGAGAUUUAGAUAUAGAAGAUAA